AUGCCUACCGUAGUGUAAUUGUAAUAUUUAUCAGCAAAGGCCCAACGUCGUAUUACACAACCACUUACCUAACGUAGGGUAACUGUAGGCCUCGUAAACAAAAGCCCAUUACAUAAUUAAGACUGUAGGCCCACUAUAAAUUACACAACUAUUUACCUACGGUAGUAUUGUAAGAAUCCUACACAAGGCCCAACGUUAAAGUUACAAUGUUGGCCCUUUGUGGGACAAGCUGUGUUGGGCCUUCAACCUGGUGCACGACUACCUACCGACCUACCUGACUUGCCGAUGGGUAAUUGUUGAAUUUGCCAACAGAAGCACAACGAAAAAAUUGCCCUUUUUUAUUUUUUUGCAGUUGGCCCUACAGCAAGCCAUACGGCCAAAUGUAACAAUUAACCAACCAUCAAACAAAUGAGUAUAGGCCCAACCACGGCCCAACCAAAACCACCACCGUUGAAUAAUUGUAUGAUUUAUUUAAAUAGGCCCAACGAAAAAAUUACUCUAAUGGCCCUCUGUUGGGAAUCUUCGGGAGGGCCUUUGUCGAGGGCCCUCCAGCAAAUCGUAGGGCCAAAUGUAACAAUUAACCAACCAUCAAACAAAUGUGUAUAGGCCCAACCACGGCCCAACCAAAACCACCACCGUUGAAUAAUUGUAUGAUUUAUUUAAAUAGGCCCAACGAAAAAAUUACUCUAAUGGCCCUCUGUUGGGAAUCUUCGGGAGGGCCUUUGUCGAGGGCCCUCCAGCAAAUCGUACGGCCAAAUAUAACGGUUGCCCAACUAAUACGUAAACAAAGGCCCAACAAAAUCCCUACAAGAAAAUGCUAUUAGGGUGAGUGACGAAGUUAUUCAGUAUAAAUAAUAAUCCGGUAGAGGAGAUUCGACGGUUCUUUCGGGAUAUUGAUGAACGAGAGGAAUAUCGAGAUUGCACUGCAGAUAAGCACGCAAAUUUAUAAAAUGUACUUAAUUUCGAACCUGGAAGUUUUUACCGGAGGCAGCUGGAAUGCAUACAAACAACAACUAGAGUGUUUCUUCAUUUUAAACGACAUUGAUGCAAGUAAGAAAGUACCGCUACUUAUCACAAAGCUUGGGGCGAGUGUCUACGAGCUUCUUACAAUUAUAUGCACUCCAGACUCACCAGUGACUCUCACAUAUGAGCAAAUUUGUGAAAAAUUAGAGAAACAUUACCAUCCUGUUAAAAAUUAUGCACUGGAACAAGCUGAAUUCAGAAAGAGAGACCAGAAAAAAGACGAAAAUUUAGACAAAUACAUACUUGAACUAAAGAAGUUGUCCAAAAAUUGUAAUUUUAAAAAUCUUAAUGAAGAGCUCAAAGAACGGCUUCUAAAUGGCACUUUGUAUGAAGCAGUGAAGUUCGAAUUGCUUAAACACGCAGACCUACCAUUGGAAAAAUGAUUGGAAAUUGGAAAAACUGUGGAGACCGCAUAUAAUUUAACCUACAAGAGUCAGAAAAAAGAGACCCAACCACAAAUGUUCAAGGUAGAAAGGGACGGAGGCUAUGGUCCGCGACAUGAGGAGACCAAAUUUAAACCACAGGCAAGAGAGAGCGCUGGAGUUUGUUUUUGUUGCGGAAAACAGGGGCACAUGAGAGCUGAAUGCACUUUGCGUGGGAAAUUCUGUAGCGAAUGUGGUAUGAAGGGUCACAUUUUCAAAAUGUGUAACCGAAAUAAAGGUAAUUGGAGGAUGAAAACCUUAAAUAUGGCUGAUGAGGUGACAACUUACAAUUCAACUGUUACUGUUACUCAGGAAAAGUGUGAGCAGAAAAAUAACACUCCGGGCCCGGAACUCUAUGAUAUGUUUUGUAUUAGUGAACAAGAGAGGAUCCCAUCAGCAAAGCUAAGUAUCCAAGUAAGUGGCAAUUCUUUGGAGUUUGAGGUUGAUACCGGACCAGAUGUAAGUAACAUUACCUUUUCUAUUAAGGAGCAAUAUUUUCCAAAUUUAGAAAUAAAGCAACCGAAUGUAAUUUCUACAAAAUUUGACCAAUCAACCUCAACACCAUUGAGUGCUUUGGAAGACUUAAGUUUGCCGUAUGAAACUGUUAAUGUAGAAAAACCAAUAUUUUAUAUUGUCAAGGAUGGAUUACCUAGAAUUAUUGGAAAAAAAUGGCUCUCUGUACUUAAACUUUGUCUUUACUAUAUUAUAUUGUGUAACAUCAUUCAAUUCUGUAGAGAUGGAUGGCCUGAGAGCAAUAAUUUAGGAAUAGAAUAUGAUUAUUUUUCUAGAAAUAACGAAAUUACCAUGGACCAGGGGUGUGUGUUGUGGGGUUAUCGAGUUAUUAUACCUUGUUCGCUAACUGAUGAAAUAAUGUUAGAGCUGCAUGCCUCCCAUCUGGGUAUAACUAGAAUAAAGGAGAUAGCGCGCUCCUACUUUUGGUGGUUAGAUUUCGAUAAGGAUAUUAAUGAGAUAUCUAAAAAUUGUAAGGUUUGUCUACAAUGUAAUAUACAAUGUAUAAUGUUUGGCAGGGAGCUGAGGUGCCGUUUCUCACUGCUUAGGCCUCACCCAGUAGCUGGCUUAAUUGAUAAAAGAUACUUACAACAGGCAUUGAAAAAUAAUAAUGAUAGUGAAAUAUUUCUGUCCGGGGAGAAGGGGGAGAGGUUAUGGGUUUAAGGUUAUUACACAUGUUAUUGUUCCUAUUGUAACUGAGGUCGAAGUGGAGGGGCAAAGUUGCAAACGGCAUACUAAUCAGCUACUAAAAUGUAGUCAGCGUUUAGAAUAGAUUUUUACUAAGUGGGGAAGAGUGUGGCAACAAUAAAUACUUCUUGUUUAGAUAAAGCUAUAGCUAGUCUAUGGCCAUUGGGACAGUGCUGUCAGUGUUUGAGUUGUCAGUUUAUGUUUUGUGAA
Molecule: messenger RNA, 2852 nt
Organism: Cydia fagiglandana
Lineage: Eukaryota; Metazoa; Arthropoda; Insecta; Lepidoptera; Tortricidae
Exons: 2
Coding region: 1482-2618 (378 amino acids)
Molecular function (GO): nucleic acid binding; zinc ion binding
Source: RefSeq, a predicted model, not a curated record